AUGGCAAACUGCACUGCAGUACACAUCAAAGAACAGGAGGGCUCUUCUACGCCUUCGGAUUGCAGCUUGUCAAGCGAGUCGUCCAGUAGGAGCUCGAAGAACAGAACAGAGCCUGACAUUAAGCAAGAAGAAGGCGGCGAGGAAGGACAGUUCGCGUGCUCCCCCUGCGGCGGAGCCUUCGUCUCCGAGAGGUUCCUGCAGGAGCACCGCGGGGAGAAGCACCCGGGCGGGGGAGACAAGCACCGGUGCAGGUUCUGCGACUACGCGAGCGCGGACGCCUUCUGCGUCCGCAAGCACGAGCGGGUCCACACGGGGGAGAGGCCGCACGUCUGCCAGGUCUGCAGCAAGGGGUUUGCGCAGCGGAGCAACCUGGUGAAGCACCUGCGGAUGGUGCACCGGGGGGAGAGGGUGUACAAGUGCGCCACCUGCGGGGACAGCUUCCAGCAGAAGCACCACCUGAAGGACCACGGGAGGGUGCACACCAAGGAGAGGCCCCACGUCUGCGAGCUGUGCGGCACUGCGUUCACGCUGAAGCGGAACCUGCGGAGGCACCUGCGCCUCACCAGCUGCAACGGCCACAAUAAGUAG
Ornithodoros turicata is the source of this 588-nucleotide messenger RNA. Its product is annotated as zinc finger protein 16-like. Lineage: Eukaryota; Metazoa; Arthropoda; Arachnida; Ixodida; Argasidae. Gene Ontology annotation, molecular function: DNA-binding transcription factor activity, RNA polymerase II-specific. Gene Ontology annotation, cellular component: nucleus. The record is from RefSeq and is a predicted model, not a curated record. Gene Ontology annotation, biological process: regulation of transcription by RNA polymerase II. The transcript has 2 exons. Bases 1 to 588 code for a protein of 195 amino acids.